AUGGUCCACGCGAUCACGACGGGAAAGAGCGCCAGCGCGGCGGCGGCCGAAAAGACCGGCGGCGCCCCCGUGCGGCCGCGGUCGUCGGCGAAGCCGUUGGAUCUGUCGCGGCCGCCGGAGCUUCUAAACACGUCGCGCUCGAUCUGGGACAAGGUGGACAAGAUGCGCUAUGACGCGGUGUUCGGCAGCGAGGUGGCGGCGGCUCAGGCCGGCGGCGGCGCGCACACCGACAAGAACUGCAAUGUCGAGAAGGCGGUGAAGCGGAAGGCCGUCGAGAAGGAGCGCAAGCCAAGGAAGCGCAAGACUCCCGAGAAGCGCGACCAGGGAAGCUCGCCGACAAUGACGUCGCCCGCAGAGAAACGCGCCCCGUCACCGCCGCCGCCAUCGUCGUCAUCUCCGCCGCCUGCCAAGGCGAGGCCGGACAGCAAGACAAAGUCCUCCCCCGAGCAGACAAAGCCUGCUCCUCCUCCCCCGCCCCUGCCGCCACCGCCCACGCCUCCUCCAGCAUCAAAGACGUCCGCUCAUUCGUCACACCCGCCCGCUCAUUCGUCACACCCGCCCGCUCAUUCGUCACACCCGCCCGCUCAUUCGUCGAACCCGCCCGCUUAUUCUGCAUUCAAGCCUCCUGUGAAGGCGACGCGAACGCCGGAUUUGCUCGCUGGUAAGCCAGCGGCAGAGAGCACCAUCUGUCCGCACCCAUGGCCGAUGAUAAAGACACAGGAGGUGGUGACGACGAUGACGAUGGCGGCGACGACGAACGUGCAGGAGAACCACUAUUACCACCACCAUCAUCACCACCUGGAGGCCAUGGUCAGGGCUGGCAAGGAGGCGGUCAGGAAGUCGCACGGGAAAGCUCCUGCAUUUUUAGCUCCGUGGCUGCACAGGAAGAGCCCUGAUUCGGUUCAUCCACACGGGAAAGUUCCUGAGUUGAUCCCAGCAAGGAUGCAGGGGAAGGGUCCAGAGGGACCACGGCCGCACGGGAAGGUUCCAGAGUCAUCAUGGCCGCACGGGAAGGUUACAGAGUCACCACGGCUGUGCGGGAAGGUUCCAGAGUCACCAUGGUCACACGGGAAGGUUCCAGAGUCACCACGGCCGUGCGGGAAAGUUCCAGAGUCACCAUGGUCACACGGGAAGGUUCCAGAGUCACCACGAUUGCACAUGAAAGUUCCCAAACCACCACGGUCACUCGGGAAAUUUGCCGAUCCGCUGCGACCUUACGGGAAAGGGGCUGAACCACCUAGGGCGCACGAGAAAGCUCCCGAUCCGCUGCGACCUCAUGGUAAAGGGGCUGAACCACCUAGAGCGCACGGAAAAUCUCCCAAUUUAACGCAGUGGCCACACGGGAAGGUGUGCGAGUUCACACCACAGCGGACGCAGGGGAAGAGUCCCGAGUCAGUUCUCCCGCGUCCGCAUGGGAAGAGUCCUCCCGAGUCGGUUCUCCCGCGUCCGCACGGGAAGAGUCCUCCCGAGUCGGUUCUCCCGCGUCCGCAGGGGAAGAGUCCCGAGUCGGUUCUCCUGCGACCGCACGGGAAGAGUCCUCCCGAGUCGGUUCUCCCGCGUCCGCACGGGAAGAGUCCUCCCGAGUCGGUUCUCCCGCGUCCGCACGGGAAGAGUCCCGAGUUGGUUCUACUGCGUCCGCACGGGAAGAGUCCUCCCGAGUCGGUUCUCCCGCGUCCGCAUGGGAAGAGUCCUCCCGAGUCGGUCUCCCGCGUCCGCACGGGAAGAGUCCUCCCGAGUCGGUUCUCCCGCGUCCGCACGAGAAAUCGAAGAGCCCGACGUGGCAGCUGA
This is a messenger RNA of Priapulus caudatus, 1788 nucleotides long. RefSeq names its product leucine-rich repeat extensin-like protein 3. The coding region runs from base 1 to 1788 and encodes 595 amino acids. The record is from RefSeq and is a predicted model, not a curated record. The transcript has a single exon. NCBI's taxonomy places the organism in Eukaryota, Metazoa, Priapulida, Priapulimorpha, Priapulimorphida, Priapulidae.